UCGACGAAUCCUUUCCGUUGUGUCACGUUUGUUUUCGUUUCAAACAUUCGGCAGAUUCAACCGAACCACACAGGAAUCCUCCAAAAAUUACUUUAAUGCCGUGUUUAUCCGUAUUUCUUAGCACGUAGAAAAAUGUCCAUUUCCAUGAGUGUCCGGUACAUAGCGUAUAACUUCUUCAGCAGCUGGCAGAGUUUGCUGGUGCCGAGAAGUAUUCACUUAUCAAGAUAUCUUCUGCACGGCGAGUACGAGUGGCAAGACCCGAAAAGUGAAGAUGAAGUGGUCAACGUAACGUACAUCGACAAGGACGGCAAACGGACACCGGUCCGGGGCAAAAUCGGAGACAACGCACUGUACCUGGCCCACCGGUACGGCGUCGAGAUGGAGGGAGCUUGUGAGGCGUCUCUGGCUUGCACUACGUGUCACGUGUACGUGCUGGGCGAGCAUGGCGAUAAAUUGCCUCCCUCGGAGGAGAAAGAGGACGAUCUGCUCGAUAUGGCGCCGUUCCUGAAGGAGAAUUCCCGGCUCGGCUGUCAGAUCACGCUGACGAAGGAGCUCGAAGGGUUGGAGCUGCAGCUGCCGCAGGCCACGCGAAACUUUUACGUGGACGGACACAAACCAAAGCCGCACUAGUCGUUAAAUAGGUUCUGUGUUAGGAUAUUCUCAUUUGUUUUUGGUUUGUUUCAGAAUUAUUGAAACUGGAGCUUUAGCGAAUAGUUGAUUUACUAGGGGAAAUCUACCCUUUCCAAUCAAACACCUAUCUUCGUCAUAUGGAGAGUUUGAUGCUCGAUUAAAGCUCCAAAAAUACUAUUUGGGCUAUAAACUUACCAGCAACAGCACCGCCUCGAGUAAGCACGCAAAUGUAUGCCACUUACUGGCCAAAAAGAUCACAUUUAAUGCACUUUUGAUCAUAAUUUGUAUUUUGCGAGACCACUUCUCAUCAUUUUGUUGGCACACACAGUGACACACACGAGAAUCCCUCAAACGCUUAAUGAAUAUCGCCAAAAUUAACUUUUCACUUUCGCUUACUUUUUCACGGCGCUUAAGAUAUGAAAUUGCUUCCAACUACCGGCAACAUGUUCUUUUGAUCAUUAGUAAGGCACUCACUUGAAGAAUAAUCCCGAAAAAUGUAAUAAAUUAGCAAGCGCCAUCAAAAAAACAAACGCGCCAAGUCGUUUGACGUUUCAAUUUUCACUUUGCAUUCCAACCGAAGGCUGAAGAAAACCGAGCGAGAGACGAAGGCAAAAAAGAACAAAGGCUGGCCGUCAACACCACCAGCAGCACAGCCAGCGAUGCCAGGAAACUUUCCCUAUAAAUGCCACUUUUCGUGAGUGUUCGUUUGAACUGUCAGCGCAAAUGGCAACACUCGACAGAGUGUUGGAAGAAAAAAGAACUAAGCCGAUAUUAGAAAAAUGGGCGUGGCCCAAUGCAUUCGCCUCGAUUAGAAUACCAUUGGGAAUUUUUUUUUGUUAAAUGCUUGGUAAAGAAAUAGAAUAACUUUUAGUGAAAGUGAAAAUAAACAGAAAUGUUCACAAAAAC
Molecule: messenger RNA, 1536 nt
Organism: Culex pipiens pallens (northern house mosquito)
Lineage: Eukaryota; Metazoa; Arthropoda; Insecta; Diptera; Culicidae
Gene: Fdx1
Product: adrenodoxin-like protein 1, mitochondrial
Exons: 3
Coding region: 133-630 (165 amino acids)
Biological process (GO): P450-containing electron transport chain; positive regulation of oxidoreductase activity
Cellular component (GO): mitochondrion
Molecular function (GO): 2 iron, 2 sulfur cluster binding
Source: RefSeq, a predicted model, not a curated record